AUGGAAGAUUGGAACAUGCUGGCGGCAGACUGUGUUGUCAUAUCUUGUUGCUGCCAAUGCUUAAUCCUACAAAUGGUCGUCUUCGUCUUGCUCAAACUGCCAUACAAGUUGUUUCGGAAGACUAAAGAGUAUGCCAAGAAGAAGCUUAUGCUGCAUGGAAGGAGACAAGACAGAGGCACAGAGAGAGAAAUGAAGCCAUAUGAAGAUGAGUUCAGAGAAAUACAGGGAGGGCUAAGAAUUCAAGUAGAAGGAGGAUUCCCAGAAGAUGGAAGCCAGGGUUGUGGGUGUUGUAUGGAGGAAGUUGAGAGGGUGUUGGAGGAGUAUUCCCAAAGGGGAGAGUUUGCCUUUGGAAGCUUUUGGGCUAUGCCUAACAUAGCCAUUGUUGAUCUUCAUCCUGAUAACCACCUUGAUGCAUAA
Messenger RNA from Vitis vinifera (wine grape), 417 nucleotides. RefSeq lists its product as uncharacterized. Bases 1 to 417 code for a protein of 138 amino acids. The record is from RefSeq and is a predicted model, not a curated record. NCBI's taxonomy places the organism in Eukaryota, Viridiplantae, Streptophyta, Magnoliopsida, Vitales, Vitaceae. The transcript has 2 exons.